This is a messenger RNA of Bombina bombina (fire-bellied toad), 4026 nucleotides long. Its product is annotated as prostaglandin E synthase 3. The record is from RefSeq and is a predicted model, not a curated record. The transcript has 9 exons. NCBI's taxonomy places the organism in Eukaryota, Metazoa, Chordata, Amphibia, Anura, Bombinatoridae. Gene Ontology annotation, molecular function: prostaglandin-E synthase activity; Hsp90 protein binding; protein-folding chaperone binding. Gene Ontology annotation, biological process: prostaglandin biosynthetic process; telomere maintenance via telomerase; protein folding. The coding region runs from base 163 to 627 and encodes 154 amino acids. Gene Ontology annotation, cellular component: nucleus; cytosol.
CGCGAGAAUGCGCGCCACGCCACCCCCCUCUUUGGAGAAUGAGCUUGAGCCCUGCCUCUUCUUCUUCUCCGCCGCCCGGUGACGUCACGCAGCCCCGGAGAGUGAGCGCGAAUAGCUGUGGCAGGAGCAAGUCGUCACGUUAGUUAGGAGUAACGCAGCAACAUGCAGCCGGCAUCUGCAAAGUGGUACGACAGAAGGGACUAUGUCUUUGUUGAAUUUUGUGUUGAAGACAGCAAACAAGUGAAAAUAGAUUUUGGAAAAAACAAACUAACUUUCAAUUGCCUUGGGGGAUCAGAUAGUCUUAAGCAUCUAAAUGAAGUUGAACUUUUUCAAGCCAUUGAUCCUAAUGAAUCCAAACAUAAAAGGACAGAUAGGUCUGUUCUGUGUUGUUUACGAAAAGCAGAAUCUGGCCAAUCAUGGCCACGUUUGACAAAAGAAAAAGCAAAGCUCAACUGGCUUAGUGUGGAUUUUAACAACUGGAAAGAUUGGGAAGAUGACUCAGAGGAAGACAUGUCAAAUUUUGAUCGCUUUUCAGAGAUGAUGAACAACAUGGGAGGAGAUGAGGAUGUAGAUUUACCAGAGGUUGAUGGUGCAGAUGAUGGCUAUAGGAGGGAGAGGACCUCUUAAACCUGUUGCACUGUCCUGCUGUCAGACAGCAUUAAGGACUCGCCAGAUAGUGAUGAUGAAAAAAUGCCUGAUCUGGAGUAAGAAGACUUCAUGGGCAGGGGUGGGUGGUUGGAUGGAUGGAAAACAGAUUUCAACAUAUUUGGCAAAAGUUGCCAAUACCCAAGUUGUACAUACAGUUACUAAGUACUUCCAGUCAGCCUUGUUCAUUUUGUUAUCACGGAAUGGCUUUCAUCAGGAGUUGGAGCUUAAAACUGUACAUGGCAUCCUUUUACCAUUUAUCCCCAAAGAGCUUCAGCUAAAAAACUUCCAUGAUUUGCAAGCUUCUCUGGAACACAGUUGUAUGUUGAUGUCAUAUGUGGCUAUAAUGGAACAGCAUGGAUUGUGUUUACAUUUUAAAUUUUGUUUUCCUACCCCAGAUCUUCAUUAGAUGGAGUUUCUUGUAUUAGUACAUGCACAAAGACACUGGCAAAACUGACAUACAUAUAAUAAACCAUGCAAGAAAGCUUAUUUUUUAUAAAAGGUUUUAUAAACUAUAGUUAAGCUAUAGCAUACAAAAUCAAUCUGCUUGAUUGAAAAAUGUCAUCUAGUCUUACAUUGUCCUUUGUUGUAAAGUAUUAGUUUUAUGGCUAUACAGAGACAUAGAUGUCAGCGAUUAUUAAAACUAAAGUUUUCAUGGGCUUUGUUCCUGUUUUUUAAAUCAUGCCUCACUGCAUUAUUACUAGAUGUCCACACAUCUAUGGACCUCUAAUGAAAAAUGUACUGUCCACUCUACUUUAUGCCCCACAGAGCACUACUUCAUCUCAUUUUGCAGAGGAAUGAGGGGUUUUAUAAGGGUUGUGGACAUGUUUGUCUUUGGUACUGUAGAGUAACCUCUUAAGAUGUGUGUAUUAGCUACUUUGCCAGUAAUUUUCUCUUCAAAUUGUUCGUUAUGAACCACAUUAACAAUUGAGGACUUGCAUCCUUAAAGGCACAAUAAAGUCAAAAACAAACUUCCAUGAUUUAGAUAAAGCAUGCAAUUUAAACAACUUUCCAACUUGCUUCUAUUUGUAUUUUAUUGGUAUCCUUUGUUGAAAAGCAUCCCUAGGUAGGCUCAAAAGCAGCAAUUUACUACUAGGAGCUAGCUGCUGAUUGGUGGUUGUACGUUUAUACCUCUUGUCAUUGGCUCACCCAAUUGUGUUAAGCUUCCAGUAGUGCAUUGCUGUUACUUGAACACGAGAUACCAUGAUAAUUAAUCGACUCAAAGGAUAUAAUAGAAACUUCAGACUCAUUAAAACCAAACAAGCUGUGAUGUUUCUUUUAUAAAUCAAGUUUAUCAAUAAAAAUGCUCCUAUGUAUGUUUUAAAGGCUUCCAGUAGUGCAUUGCUGUUACUUGAACACGAGAUACCAUGAUAAUUAAGCGACUCAAAGGAUAUAAUAGAAACUUCAGACUCAUAAAAGAAACAUCACAGCUUAUGUUUGGUUUUAAUAAAUCAAGUUUAUCAAUAAAAAUGCUCCUAUGUAUGUUUUAAAGGCCUUACACAUUUCAGCAAAAAACAAGUUUAAAAAGCUAAGUAUUUUCCAUUGGGUGUUCUUGAAUUCCUGGAUGAGGUUCACCUAUGUCAAGUCUUUUGAAGCCCUUCUCAAAGAGUUCAGCGUUGCUGAAUAAAUAUGUUUUAAGGGAACUUAAAACCUCCUUUUUGUUUUUUUUAAAGCCGUGCAUAAUUCAGUUUCAACCUGAUUUGAUUGGCCACAGCAAGAUAAACCUUUGAAACAUAUAUAUUUAAGAGAUGUAUGUCCUGAACCGCUUUUAAUUUUGAAAAUCCUGCACGUAUUUACUUACAAAACAAGUUUCAAAUGGUUGUAUAAUACAUUGCUUAAAGGGACAAUACAUCAUUUUGAUUACUCAUUGUUAUAUACCAGAGAAGCAUCUUGCAAUAUUAAGAAGUAAAUUACAUUUUAAGUAUUCAUAGUUUAUUAGGAGCCGAAAAUGGUGCCAAGCUCUGCCCACCUGUUGCAUGUAUAUGUUGGUAUGUUAAGUUUCUCCAAUCACGCUCAACUUUUAUAUACGUUUUCCUACUCGCACAUUCUGAUUUUGUGCAUGUGCAAUUUUCAAAUAGCUAACACAAAAAUAUUAAAUGUGCACAAGAAAACAGCUAACUGGACAAGAAAGCUGUGGGCGGAGCUUGGUGCCCAUUUUCAGCUGCUAACAAUGAUUAAGUUUACAAGAUUUAUAGAUGUAAAACCCACUGGAAGAAGCUUGUCUGGUAUGUUACAAUUGGUAAUAAAGAAUAAGUGUUGGUCUAGACUGUCCCUUUUUUAUGAUUUCUAUAAAUGCAUAGUACAAUCUCCCUUAAAAAGCAAAAUCAAGAGAUGUUUUCAUGCCCACCCCGGAUAUAAAGUUGUUGCACUAAAUUAAUUAAUUCUCCCACAUCUAGCCCUGAAGUGAAGAAAUGUGAUCUAACCAUGCAAAAUACUUGCAAGGCUUUUAUUUUACAGCUAAAUGCACUAGUUUCUAAAAUCUUGGAUACUAGAAUGACGUUAUGCUGAAAUUUCUUAAAGGGACAGUUAACACAUUUUUGUUCUUUAAAAAGAAAGCUAGUCCCUUUAUUACCCAUUCCCCAGUUUUGCAUAACCAACACUGUUAAAGAAAUACUUUUUACCUCUGAUUACCUUGUAUCUAAGCCUCUGCAAACUGCCCCCUUAUUUCAGUUCAUUUGACACUUGCAUUUUAGCCAAUCGGUGCUCACUCCAGGGUAACUUCACAAGCUCAAUGUUGUCUAUAUGAAACACAUGAACUAAUGCCCUCUAGUUGUCAAAAUGCAUUCAUAUUACAGGCAGUCUUCAAGGUCCAAGAAAUUGGCAUAUGAAACUCCUUGGUUUAGCUUUCAACUAAGAAUACCAAGAGAACAAAGCAAAUUGGUGAUAAAAGUAAAUUGGAAAGUUGUUAAAAAUUACAUUCCCUAUUUAAAUCAUGAGGGUUUUUUUUUGGACAUGACUAUCCCUUUAAGUGCCUGAGUUUCAGAAUAACCUUAUGUGACAUCAACUUGUAUCAUGUUUCACAAGGGCUUUUAAUAGGGUUAGUUGAUAAUUAGGGUCAUGUGGACACUGAGUGGUGAUGAAGAAAUUGCCACCCUCCCAGCCAUGUUUAGCCAGUAUAAUUGAUCUAAUUUAACACUUUUGUCUCUGGCUUUGGAAGAAAAUAGCCAGCUGUAUAUUGUUCUCAUCAGUUUGUACAUUUAGACCAAAUUGUAUUUGCACUGUCACAAUAUAUAUUAAAGAGAGAUUAACAAUGUUAAUACACUAUUCAGUUUGUUUUUGAUUUAUUUCUAUAAUGAGGUGAAGAAGCUUAGUUGUGUUCAGUGGUGUUUUUUUUCUCAAUUGUCUGCAUUAUUUUUUAAUAAACUGCUAAGAUGAAUUGCA